Camarhynchus parvulus is the source of this 8525-nucleotide messenger RNA. RefSeq names its product microtubule associated protein 4 (gene MAP4). Gene Ontology annotation, molecular function: microtubule binding. Gene Ontology annotation, cellular component: neuron projection. Gene Ontology annotation, biological process: neuron projection development; microtubule cytoskeleton organization. The record is from RefSeq and is a predicted model, not a curated record. NCBI's taxonomy places the organism in Eukaryota, Metazoa, Chordata, Aves, Passeriformes, Thraupidae.
CAGGGGUAGUGCGCUCGGCGCGCGGCCAGCGCGGCUCCGCUCCCCGCUCCUCCUCCCGCCGGGCCCGCAGGGGACAGCGACACUCGCCAGGCGCCUCCGUCCCGGCGCUGCCCCGCGCCCCCCGCCGCUCGAUCAGCAGCUCCUGAGGACUGAAGAACCUGGCCAGGGAACACCUGCUCUGAGGUGCUCAGGCAUGGCUGACCUGGACCACUCCCUGAGCCUGGCCGAUGCUCUGACGGAGCCGCCCCCUGACGUGGAGGAGGAGGUGAAGAGAGACUUCAUCGCCACUCUGGAGGCUGAGAAGUUUGAUGACGUGGUGGGGGAGACUGUGGACAAGACAGACUACGUGCCCCUGCUGGAUGAUGAGGAGCAGGCCAGGCCUGGCAGCCAGGAGCCCAAAAGCAAAGGCCACGUGGACGGAAUUGCCGUGGAACAUUCCUCAGCCUCGGGGCCCAUGGUGGUGGAGAACGGUGACCACGGGCUGCAGGACCAUCGCACAGUAUUCCCAGGAGAAAUCAUGGAUGAGAAGAUGUCCUACAAAGAGUUCCUGGAUCGCAACGACACCUGGUCAGCAGAGGAGAGGGACCUGUGCUUCAAACCCAUGGACAUGGCUGACCCCUUCAGCAUGCACAGAGGGGAGAACCUGCCCGAGCUGUCCUUCCCCACGGACAUGAAGAGCGCGCCGCUGUUCCCGGGCCACACCGACGCUGCCAGGGACAUCCUGGCUCCACAUGGAUCCAUGAUGGGACCUGAACAGCCUUUCCUGGGGUCCCUGUAUUCCCCUGCAGAGGCUCUGGACCCAUCAGCCUUCAUGGGCCUCGAGUCAGGCACAGAAUUCCUGCCAGGAAAAGCAGCCCCUGAAGAAUACUGGAUGGGAGCUCAGCAGGACAUGAAGGGACCAGAUACCUCUUUCUUUGUUGAGCCACCAGUGCCCCCUGCAGCCACAGAAGCCAUAAGGACGAGCCUGCCCGAGAGCCCCACGGCAGCAGCAGCCCCUGGGAGCGUUCCUGCUGCAGCCCAGGCCCUGCCAGCAGAGGCUGCAGCCACUGAGGGACCCAAGGCCGCAGCUCCAGGUGCAGCCUCUGCUCCCACCACUGACGCUGCGUCCCUUCCUGCAGAGAAAGCUGGGGCUGGCCCUGCUGGAGACACCAAACCUCCCCAGAGUCCUGCAGCAGCAGCAGCAGCAGCAGCAGCCAGCCCUUUCCAGGCCACAGAUGGGGGCUUUGCUCCUGCACCUGAAGCCAGCCCUGCCAAAGGUGUCAAUGACGUGUCCACCCCGGGGACAGAGCUCGGCUUCGCCCCAGCAGCGGGUGCUGGAUCCCACCAUGGGGUGGAUUUGGGGUUUGCUCCAGCAGGUACGGAGUCCCACCAAGCCAUGGAUUUUGGAUUUGCCCCAGCAGCAGGUGUGGAGUCCUGCCAAGCCAUGGAUUUUGGAUUUGCCCCAGCAGCAGACGUGGAGUCCCACCAGAACAUGAAUUUGGGGUUUGCCCCAGCAGCAGGUGUGGAAUCUCACCAGAACGUGGAUUUGGGAUUUGCCCCAGCAGCAGGUGUGGAAUCUCACCAGAACAUGGACUUGGGAUUUGCCCCAGCAGCAGGUGUGGAAUCUCACCAGAACGUGGAUUUGGGAUUUGCCCCAGCAGCAAGUGUGGAGUCCCACCAGACCGUGGAUUUAGGGUUUGCCCCGGCAGCAGACACAGAACCUCACCAUACCUUGGAUUUGGGAUUUGCUCCAGCAGCAGAUAGCAAAGCUCAGCACGUUAUGGGCUCUGAGUUUGGCCCAGCAGCAGGUGCAGAGUUUGCCCCAGCAGCAGAAGUCAGCCAUCACCAUGGCCUGGAUUCUGGGUUUGCUCCUGCAGCUCCAGCCAAGGCUGUCCCUGCUGUGGAUGGUGGGAACGUGGCAGCUCAGCCUGGCCCUGCAGCUGCCCCCAGCAUUGCUGUGUCUGGGGAGCUGCUGACAUCUGAGGCUGCCCUUCAGCAGGACAAGGCUCCUGCAGAAGCAACAGCAAAGGUGGAGGCGGAAUCCAAAGCCCCAGAAGUUGGUGUGGAUCACUCAGAGGAGAUGAAGGACAGGAAACCUCCCCCGAGCCCCCGGGAGGAGGAAAUUCCCGGGAACACCAAGCAGCCCCCGGAGACAGCAGCUGAAGCAAAAGGAGCACUAGAAAAUAAAGACCUUCCAGAAAAAUCUGCUCCUGCUGAGAAUGGUGAGACGCAGAAGGAGGAGGCUGAGCACAACCACGUCCAACACGCAGAACCUCAGGAAGGGAAAACCCUGCAGGAGCCCACAGGCAAGGCAGAGGAGCCCAAAGCAGCCGAGGCCGUGAGUGGGAACGACAUCACAGCUCCUCCCAACAAGGAGCUGCCCCCCAGCCCCGAGAAGAAGACCAAGCCUGCUGCAUCCUCCUCCUCUGCCAAGGCGGCGGCAGCCAAGGCCAAGCCCUCGGGCAGCACCAGCCCCAAGCGGCCCAGCUCGGCCACCCCGGGCACAAACAAAAAGCCCACGAGCCCAAGUGCAGCUCCUGCUCCAGGCACCACCUCCAAACGCCCCGGCACCAGCAGCACCCGUCCCUCCACCCUAACUCCAAAAGAGACUAAACCAAAGGUUGCGGAUGCGAAGCCCGCGGAGAAGAGAACCUCCCUCUCCAAGCCUCCAUCCUCCACCACCCCCAAAACUCCUUCCAGGAGCUCCUCUGCUGCUCCCCGGACCACGGCGCCAUCGCCGGUGACGGCAGCGGCCGCUGCCAAAACCACGGCGCCCACUCCUCCCAAGAGGCCGACGUCCAUCAAGACGGACGCGAAGCCGGCAGAUGCCAAGAAACCUCCUGCCAAGUCUCCCUCAGCCGAUUCCAGCCGCCCCAAGAGCGCUCCGGGCAGCACCACCAAGAGCAGCGCCACCACUCCUUCCACCGCAGCCUCCAGCUGCGCCGGCACGGCCCCCAGCCGGCCCAAGCCCAAAGCCGCUGCCCCCAAAGCCGCCACGGCCUCCACGGUGUCUGCGGACGCCAAGAGAGCCGCGGGCAAGGCCGCGGGCAGCAAAGGCAGCGCCGGGCCCACGGCCCGAGCCCCGCGCCCCGCCAGCGCCGCCGGGCCCGACCUGCGCCACGUCCGCUCCAAGGUGGGCUCCACCGACAACAUCAAACACCAGCCCGGCGGGGGAAAGGGGAAGGUAGAGAAAAGGCCAGAGUCAGCCGGCGCCGCGCCCAGCUCUGAGCCCAGCGCGGGCACUAAAGUGGCUCCUAAAGUGGCAGCAAAAGAGGGGGUCCCCAAACAGCCCAAUGGGAAAGUCCAGAUAGUCUCCAAAAAAGCGAACUACAGCCAUGUUCAGUCCAAGUGUGGUUCCAAGGACAAUAUUAAGCAUGUCCCUGGAGGUGGGAAUGUGCAGAUCCAGAACAAGAAAGUCGACCUUUCCAAAGUGUCCUCCAAGUGUGGAUCUAAAGCAAAUAUCAAGCAUAAGCCAGGCGGAGGAGACGUCAAAAUUGAGAACCAGAAGCUGAACUUCAAGGAGAAGGCCCAGGCCAAGGUGGGAUCUCUGGACAACGUGGGACACUCGCCGGCCGGAGGGGUCGUCAAGGCGGAGGGCGGCGCGGAGCCGGCGCAGCUCCCGCCGGCCAACGGAGCGGGGCCGGGGCCGGGCGCCGCUGCCCGCGGCCCCGCGCUGCGGGAGAACGGCGUGGGGCCGGCCCUGGCCGCCCUCAGCACCGCCGACCAAAGGGAAAUGCAGAGCCUCGACACUCACAUCCAAGAAACAAAUUGAGUCUCACAAGCUGACGUUCCGUGCGAAGGCCAAGGCUCGAACAGACCACGGAGCGGAAAUCGUCGUCUCCAAACCCCCCACCCUUUCCAGCAGCACCUGCCCCCGGCGUAGCACCUCCGCCAGCGACAGCGACAGCCUGGGCUCCGUCGCCUCCCCGUCACCGCCGCCGGCCGCGCCCUCCCAGCAAGGCUUGUGACCCCCGGCCCCGCUCCGCGCCCCGGGGACCCCAGCUUGGCUCUCUUAACGCGGUUCUGGCUUUAGGUGGGAAGGGGCCGAUGUUCCUCGGGCCCGCCCGGGCUGGGGUCCCUCGGCGGCCGGGCAGGGCUCCCCUCCCUCCCUCCCUCCCGGUCCUGCCCUCCCGCUGGCCCGGGACUCGCGGGGGUUGCUGCGCCUCGGGGCCGGCCCGAGCGGCUCCGGCUGUGCCAGGGCAGGGCAGAGCAGAGCCCUGGGGGCGGGGCCAGGCCGAGUUAACAGGGAUAAGCUGUGAUCUUUCUCUCUGUCUCUUUUUUUAACCUCCUCCCUCCUCGCCGCUUCAGUUUCUGCCGCCUGUGGGAUGCUGAUAAAUCCCCUCCACACUCGUUAGGCUGUUUUAACUGUUGACUUGAACCUUUUAUUCUUUGUGACGAAGUGUUGAUGAUUUAUCGUGUUCGAACCCGUGCUAAGUUUCCUUUUCUCUUUCCUUCUUUUCCGACCCGUAGGAGAGUAGGGACAUUUAACCGCUGCUGCCGUGCUGGCUACUUACUGACAUAUCCAGCCGUUGUAACUUCUUUGUUGUUGUUUGGGGUUUUUUCUUUUUAAUAUUUUAAAACGAUGGAGCGAGUUCAUGGGAUUAAGCCAUGUCCGGAACGAAAGGCACAGGAAUGUGUAAAGGGCAAACUUGCUGUGACAGCUCAGGUGGAGCCUGUGUUGACCUCGAGAUGUGUAAUUGAUGCUCGAGAUGUGUUAAUUGAUGCUCGCGAGCCCUCCCCGGGUGCCUUCUGCCGAGGUGGUUUAUUUAUUAACGGCACGGCCGAGCCCUGGGAUUUGUCCCGUUUUUCCAAGGCGAGGCUGGAGGGAGCAGGAGGCGGCCGUGGCGGGGGCAGGAGGGCGUGGGCCGGGAGUUCCGAGGCUGCAGCAGGUCCGUGGGGGUGUGGGGAGCGUGUGGGGUGUGUGGGGUGUGAGGUUUUGGGGUGGUGGAUGGGGGACCCGAGCGAGCGCCGGGAUGAGCAGCGCCGUGCGGGCAGCAGGAGCAGGGAGCUCAUCCCGGGGGGAGCCCGGGCCCUCGGGGGGCAGCAGGGCAGCGGUGGUGCCAGGGAGUUGCAGCUCUGACUAGGAAGGAGAUCUAACCACCCUUGGAGCUCCUCGUUUCAAAUGACACUAAAGAAACGAAAUGUAAAUAAAUUAAAACAAAAGAAAAGUGUUCUUGGGUGGUCAAACUAAUUUAAAGAAAAAAACAAAAAGGCAAGCAGAAUAACAAAACACUGGGAUCAAAGAGAACUGAACUAGGCGUGUGCUAAGGGGGGCUGCUCCAGGAGGGGACAGAGGGAAGCCUGCAGCUUCUCGUGCUUGUGGGAGUAUUUCUUUGGGAAGCCAACAACGACACGAUAACCCGGAAUCUGUAUUUACACACAAAGAUUCUUAUUGCACUUGUAUUUUUUAUAUUAAAGUUUGCAUGGUUUCUAAUAAAAUGGCAUUAAAAUGUACUAGUUUGCAUCAAAGUCGUCUGGUAGUUUCAUAAGUGCUUUUUCAUCUGAAUACAAAUUUAAACGAUGCAGAUUUGCACCUGAAAGGGGCGGUUAUAUAUACCCAGAGACCUCCCAGUGCUUCCCUUCCUCUUCCUCCUCCUUCUCCUUCUCCUCCUCCUCCUCCCCACCUCUCCACUCCCCCUCCGCAUCCCUGUGACCCCAGCCGGGGCCGGCGGCCGUGCCGUCGCUCCGUGCCCUCCCUGUGUGUCCCCGUGUGUCCCCGGCGUUCCCGGAGGAGCCCCGGCUCGGAGGAGGAGCUGGAGCCGGCCCCGCUCCCCGGAGCCCUGCUCGUUCCCUGUGUGCCGGUAUAUAUCACUGCCCUCCCGUGACGCUUCCUUCUUUCUUUACUGCUAAAUUCUACACACCAGCUUCAGCUUGGCAGCCUUGCCUUUGGUUUGGUUGAUUUUUUUUCCAACACUUGAAUUGAGGGAGAAUUAGAAGGAGAGGAGAGGAGCAGGUGAGCCCCUCGGCAGGACGGUGAGCCUGGAGCCUGGUUCCCGGGCUGGAGCCUGUGUUCCCAGCCUGCGAGCAGCCAGGGUGGCCUUGGCGGGGCUGGAGCCGAGCUCCAGGCUCACCGGCCGGGAGGGGCGCCGGGAGCAGCGUUUGUGAGCUGGGCGGCAGCCGGAGAUGUGCGUGGGCAACCAAAGAGGAGGUGGAGGCUGAGCUAACGCGUCCCUCUUGCUGCUCUUCCUGGGGCACCCCAGGGAUGGUGGCCUGGGAUGCCCCGGGAUGAGAUUCCCUGGGAUCCAGGAUGAGAUUUCUGAGGCGCUCUGGGAUGAGAUUCCCGAGGUGCCCCGGGAUGAGAUUCCCUGGGAUGCCCCACGAUGACAUUCCCGGGGUGCCCCAGGAUGAGGCCCCGGGUGCCCCGAAGGGAGGCAGCCAGUCCCGCUUCAGGGACUGCAGGAGGAAGGCAAAUGGCAACAUUGCACUUUAUCUUCUGAGAUUGCAAAAAGCAAACGAGCCCUGCCCCGCUGCAAAGGGACAGUGACAUCACCUUCUCCCUGCACUGCUUUUCUCCGAUUCCCGAUGAUUUCCCGAGCGCCGGGCGGCCCUGGCCGGGUGUGGUGGCUGCGUGCGGUGCCCAGGCUGUCCCUGCCCAAACCCCGGCCCAGCUCACCCCCGGCCCGUGCUUCUGUGCCACUUCUCUAACACUUGUUGUGCCUGUGUUUAGCUGAUGAACUAACUAAAUCCAGAUACACUAGUUUGCCGUGGUGUUUCUAGGACAGCUUCAGUUUUAAUACGGAUUUCUUUUUUAACUUUAUUUUGAGGAAGCGGCUGUACAUAUUGCUAGGUUGGGAAGGAGCCGUGUGUGGUGGGAAUGACUUUAGUUUCCUGUCUGGAGAGGUGGGAUGAGCUGGGUGGUGCUGAGACCUUAACGCUGCUGGGGAAGGGGCUGUGGGCGCCGGUGGCUCCAUCGAGUGCUGGAGGCAGCAAAUCCGGGGGGAAACAGGAGCUGAGCUCUGAAUGAGAUGCAAGUUGAAUGUACACGUUCCUGUUCCGAGCUGGCGCCGGGGGUCCUGGCUUUGGCCGCACUGGGGGCACUCUGGGCUGGGCAGGGGCUGAGCGGGGCCAGGUUGGUGGCUGGCUCGGGGCAGGAUGCUCGGCAAAGGCCUUCGCAGAGCUCAGGGCGAGGAGCGGCGCUCUGGAGAGGCCGAGCUGCCGCAGGGCUGGGGGGAAGCGGCGGGGCCGGGUGCGAGCUCCACCCCGGCGGGGCUGCGCUUCCUCCGGGCAGCCGGAGCCCGGCGCCUCCCGGCAUAUCAGUGGCAUCCACAGUUCUUUGGGCUUUUUGUACUGUUAAACAGCAACAUUCGAGUAACCGAGUUGGUGGGCUCGAGGCCGCGGCCGCCCCAGCGUGGCUCCCGCGCGGCUCCCGGCCGCAAACUGAAUGUAGUUUUCUACGCUGCCCCUCGCGCUGUCCCCGCGUAGUGUGGUGUGUGAGAGGGGCCCCGGGACCCUCGCGUGUUCGUGUCUAGGCAGAAUUCCUACUUUUCUUGGAGCUUGGUGUCGGUGGCGUGCUCCGGGUGACGGGGCUCCCCUGAGGGCAGGGCCGAGUCCCCGCGGAGCCGCGGCCCCGCUGAGGCCGAGCGGCCGCGCUGGGGCUCAGCGGCCUCCAGGCUCAGGGGAAAUGUCCCCCAAGGCCGAGCGGCCUCCAGGCUGAGGGAAAAUGUCCCCCCAGGCCGAGCGGCCGUGGCUGGGGCCCAGCACCUCCAGGCUCAGGGGAAAUGUCCCCCAAGGCCGAGCGGCCUCCAGGCUCAGGGGAAAUGUCCCCCAAGGCCUCGUGGCCCUCGGAGCCGGCGGGUGGGGCGGAAGAGGCUCCGGGCGGCGGCAGCAGCAGCAGCAUGGAAAGGGCUCUGAGGGCCUCCGGCUCUCCCUCCUCCCUCCCCGCCUGAGCCCCAGCCCGGCAGCGCUCACCUUCCGCCCUCCUCGCACGGGUCCCGCCGGCCGAGAUCACACACGAGGCCCCAGCGCCCCUCGCCGUCCCCGCCCGGCCGCCCGCAGCCCCCGCUGUCCCUCACGCAGAGCACCGAGCCAGGAGCGAGCGCAGUGACCGCGGGCUGGGGGCGUGCGGCCGGGCAGGAGGGCUCGGGGCAGCGCCCCGAGGGCGAUCCCGGCCCUCGGCUUCCUCCGUGGUCUCGGGAAGCCACUCAACCUCUCUGCCUCAGUUUCCCCAUCUGCAAAGGUGGGGGGGAUUCAAUUUUACCUCACCGGGCUGUUGUGAGGCGCAAGCAGCGCGUGACGUGUUCUCUAAAUGUGAUGUGUUAUUAUUAUUUUGUGUCAUAGGAUUAUUGGAUUAUUCUGCAGGGCGUGCCCGAGGAGGGGGGACUCCGCUGUCCCUGCGCCGUGGUGGGGCAGGCGAGGGCUGGGAGGGGAGGUCAGUGCUCGGUGUGAGGCAGCAGCUCAGCGGGGAGCCCAGCGGUUGCUUCUGCCUUUGUGUCUCCCCUCCCCGGGGGCUGUACGAGCGUCGUCUCCUUAGCAACAUUUCCUGACUUGAUGUUGUGAUUCUUACUAUUGUAAAGGGUUGAAAUAAAGCUUCUAGAUGUUCCUCCUCA